AUGCUUCGAUCAGUUCCUCGUCGAAUUCCUCGACGUAUCCCUUCUCUCACUUCGACUGCCGGCAGUCCAUCUCGCCUUGCCUUGCGCUCGUUCACAUGCGGUUAUCCGCGGAUGUCGGCACCAACGUUGCCCCCCGUUGAACCUCUCGUGUCAUCCGCACUGCCGGGCGAUUCAUACCAACUUCUGUCGACGGCUGACAAGGCUGGUGCUGCUGAAGAUGCCUUGUAUGAGCAACAAAUCAAAGAUGUGGAAGCUUGGUGGGCGUCACCGCGGUUCGAGGGUAUCAAGCGGCCUUAUUCGGCCGCGGAUGUCGUUAGCAAACGGGGCUCUUUGCAGCAGACCUAUCCGAGCUCGUUGAUGGCAAGGAAGCUUUUUAAUUUGCUAAAUGAGCGAGCAGCUGAGGGGAAGCCAGUUCACACCAUGGGUGCCAUUGACCCUGUACAGAUGACCCAGCAGGCGCCCAACCAGGAGGUUUUGUACAUUUCUGGCUGGGCAUGCUCCUCUCUGUUGACUACUACCAACGAGGUGUCUCCCGACUUUGGUGACUAUCCUUACAAUACCGUUCCAAACCAGGUCCAGCGCUUGUUCAAGGCCCAGCAGCUGCACGAUCGGAAGCAAUGGGAUGCUAGACGGAAGCUCACGCCCGAACAACGGAAGGAUACACCCUACGUUGACUACCUACGCCCAAUUGUUGCAGACGGAGAUACAGGACACGGAGGGCUGUCCGCCGUGUUGAAGCUGGCUAAGCUUUUUGCAGAGAAUGGCGCGGCAGCUGUUCAUUUCGAGGACCAGCUUCAUGGCGGUAAGAAAUGCGGUCACUUGGCUGGUAAAGUCCUUGUGCCUAUUGGAGACCACAUCAACAGGCUUGUCGCUGCACGUUUCCAGUGGGAUAUGAUGGGAACAGAGAACCUGGUCAUUGCUCGUACGGACUCGGAGAGCGGACGUCUGAUUAGCAGUGCUAUCGAUGUGCGCGACCACGAGUUCCUUCUCGGUGUUACGGAGAAUGUGGAACCUCUCGCAGAGACCUUGCAGGCCAUGGAGCGAGAAGGAGCUGCUCCUUCAGAAAUCGAUGCGUACGAGAUGGACUGGGUUAAGAGACACAAGCUUGUCACUUUUGAUGAGGCUGUCGAUGCACACCUUGAAGCAGAGGGUGCGCCUCAGUCCGCUCGCGACGCAUACAAGAAGCGUGUUCAAGAGAACCCCGACCUUUCUAUCUCUCGUCGCAGGGCCCUGGCAGACGACUAUUCCCAGACACCGGUGGUUUGGUCCUGCGAUACCCCCCGCACCCGGGAGGGAUUCUACCAUUACCGUGCUGGAUUCGCGGCUGCCACCAAGCGAGCCAAGGAGUUCGCACCUUACUCGGAUCUUCUUUGGGUUGAGACUGGUGAUCCGGAUGUUGCCAAGGCUGCGAAGCUGGCAGGUGAUGUGCGCGCUGCGCACCCUGGCAAGAAGCUGGUUUACAACCUGAGCCCAUCAUUCAACUGGAUGGGUCAGGGCUUUGAUGAAGCUUCUUUGAAGUCCUUCAUCUGGGAUCUAGCGCAACAUGGAUUUGUUCUGCAAUUGAUCUCCCUCGCCGGUUUGCACACCAACGCAACCAUCACGACGGAACUCUCGCGCGCGUUCAAGGAUGAAGGCAUGCUCGCCUAUGUCCGCAUGGUUCAGGCCCGAGAGAAGGAACUGGGCGUGGAUGUGCUGACCCAUCAGAAAUGGAGCGGUGCUCCAUACCUGGAUGGCAUUCUCGGAGCUAUCCAGAGUGGCAGCAGCAGCAGUAAGAGUAUGGGCGAGGGGAACACCGAGAAAGGCUUCUAG
Aspergillus tubingensis is the source of this 1809-nucleotide messenger RNA. RefSeq names its product methylisocitrate lyase ICL2. Bases 1 to 1809 code for a protein of 602 amino acids. The transcript is spliced from 6 exons. Gene Ontology annotation, molecular function: isocitrate lyase activity; methylisocitrate lyase activity. The record is from RefSeq and is a predicted model, not a curated record. Lineage: Eukaryota; Fungi; Ascomycota; Eurotiomycetes; Eurotiales; Aspergillaceae. Gene Ontology annotation, cellular component: mitochondrial matrix.